Messenger RNA from Adineta steineri, 2076 nucleotides. The record is from the annotation of a GenBank genome assembly. Lineage: Eukaryota; Metazoa; Rotifera; Eurotatoria; Adinetida; Adinetidae.
AUGAAUAAUGGUAUUGAAGAAUACCUGAGUAAAUCCCGUACAACAUAUCGUAAUCUACAUCAUCCACCAAGUCCAACAAUGUCAUCAACAAAAAAUAAAUUAGAAAAUAAAUUACCACCUAGUGAAGAAAGUGACGAUGACAGUACAUUACCAACCUUUGUCAAUCGUUUCUUUUUCCCUAAAAACACAACAACAAACAAAACAUCACCACCACCACCAAUAUCACCAUCAAAUGAUACAGGCAUGUUUCGUGCUAUACGUGGUCAAGUUAUAAUUCAUCAUGAUCAUGAUCGAUCAUCUAAAGUACAACGUGAAGAUGCAGAUGAUGAUGGUGAUGAAGAAGAACUUGAAAAUCUUCCUUUAAGUCGUUCAAAUGGUGGAAAUUAUGAAUUACACUAUGAUGUUGAUAAUCCUCUUGAAAUAUCUUGUUCAAUGUCACUUUCAUCAGCUGAAACAAUAUCUGAUCAUUCACCAUCACCUACAAGACAUACAUCAUCAAUUAAUAUUGAUGAAAAUAAUCCGAAUUUUAAACGAGAACGUACACCUGUCGAACCAUCAGACGAAGAUGAUGGUGGCAACGAUGAUGAUAAUGAUGAUGAUGAUGAUGAUGAUGACGAUGAUGAUGAUGGUGGUGAUACACCAUCACCAAUAUUAAGUGAUAGUAAUCAAGCUGAAAGAAAUCCGCAUGAUCAUGAAAAUAUAAAAGAACAAGAUGAAAAAUUACGAACAUUUCGUGGGUGGCAUUUAUCAAUGCUUAAACAGAUUGAUGAAAAAUUACGAGAAAUUGAACUUGAAACAGUCAAUGUUCCAGCUACUAUAACAACAACAGCGACAACAUCAACAACACCGGUCAAUGAAAAUAAGAAACCUUUUAUGAAACCAUUAACAAACAAAAAGAAACUACUACGUCCAACAAUUCGUCGACGUUUUGAAACAACAAAUCUCAAACGUCAUCAUUCACCUAUUCCACAUAUAACACUUAAUUCAUUUCGUUCAAGAACACCAUCCGUAGAAAAAGAAUCUCGUACACUUGUUAUUAAUUUACCACCUUCAUCUUCUUCAUCAUCAUCAUCUGAUAAUGAACAAGAUUUUCCACCUCCACCCGCACCAUCUGAACCAAUACAUAUUCGUAUUGUUCAAAGUCCUAGUUAUCCAAUGUGUCAACGUUCACAAAGUACUGAACGUUUAAUUUUACGAGAUCAAGGUGCUCAAACCGAACCAUUUAAUAGUUCGAAUGGUUUUAUUGACCAUCGACCUACACGUCCCGCUAGUGUCGAAUGUGAUCGAAUACAACCAACACGCUCAUUAACACGUACAUUAAGUAAUCAAUUUCUUCAACACUAUCAUCAACCGCAACAACAACAACAACAACAGCAGCAGCAAAAACAACAACAACACCAACAGCAACAACAUUACCAAUACCCACAACAUACACAACAAUCAGCCGAUCAAAUUAAAUUUUAUAGUUUACGUAGUCGUAAUAUACGAUCACGACCAAGUAUUGUCACACAAGCACCUAUGCCAAUACCUCAAUUACCACCAGUACGACCCACUGUACUGACUCGAUCAGUAUCAGUUGAAAAAAAACAACCGCCUCAAUCUAAACCACCACCACAACCACAACCAAAAAGUUUUCCACCAACUUUAUCAGCUGAUCCAUCUGUAUAUUCAGAUGAUUACGGACAUGUAACACAGAUGGAUACAAGAAAUCUAGGGACUUUAGUUGAUAAAGUUUUUGAUGAUAUCUAUCAAGACAAACCGUCAGAUUUCUAUCGAGAUUAUAGGCAACUUUUAAAUGAUAUUCAAGUUCGAUUUAGUAUGGUUUCUUCGGGUGAACAACCAUCUGUCAUACAUCGCCAUCCUCCUCCUCCACCUAAUUCUCAACCAUCAAAUCCACCAGUUUAUCGACAACCGCCACCACCACCACCACAAUCACAACCAGCACCACAGACACCAUCCAGACCACCAUCAGCAUUAAAACAAACUUUUACGGAUUUUUCUCGAGUACCUAAAGCAUCAUCAACAUCAAAAGCUCGUUUUUGUGACACACUUAUCUAUAUUCCUAAUCCUCGUUAA